Spodoptera frugiperda (fall armyworm) is the source of this 1106-nucleotide messenger RNA. Its product is annotated as GPN-loop GTPase 3. Bases 256 to 1089 code for a protein of 277 amino acids. The transcript is spliced from 5 exons. Lineage: Eukaryota; Metazoa; Arthropoda; Insecta; Lepidoptera; Noctuidae. The record is from RefSeq and is a predicted model, not a curated record. Gene Ontology annotation, molecular function: GTPase activity.
CAAACUGACAGCAAUUCAGUCAGUCAGCUGUCAAAUUAAUAAAAGCAAAACAAUGCGAGCAGCCUUGUUAUUUAUUUAAAUAAUACUUUAUUGUCCGUUCACAAUCAUAACUGAAAUCUUAUUCCAGGAAGUGGUCCACUUUAAUUUGUUUCAAGAAGCAAUCGUGGGCACAUUAGACCAGAUAUUUUUCAUAUUAUUGCGCGUUACUGUGACAUAACCUAUAGACGUGCUUAUUACUUUUUUAGUUAACACAAAAUGCGGUAUGCACAGUUAGUUGUGGGCCCUGCUGGCAGCGGAAAGUCAACAUACUGUUCUACGAUAGUAAAGCAUGCCAGUGACGCCAAGCGUAUAGUGGAGGUGGUGAACCUGGACCCGGCAGCAGAACACUUUGACUAUGAGCCGCUGGUGGACAUCCGGGAACUCAUACACCUGGACGAUGCCAUGGAGGAUGAGGAACUACAGUUUGGACCUAACGGUGGACUCGUUUUUUGUAUAGAAACCCUCCUAGAGAACUGUGAUUGGCUAGAAGAACAGCUAGGCGAUGUGGACGAUGACUACCUGCUGUUUGACUGCCCCGGCCAGAUAGAGCUGUACACACAUCUACCUGUCAUGAGGAAACUGGUGGACCUGCUGCAGAAGUGGAACUUCAGGAUAUGUGUGGUCUUCAUGGUGGACUCGCAGUUCAUGAUUGAUGGUGCUAAGUUUUUGUCAGGCACAAUGGCAGCACUCAGUGUGAUGGUGAACUUGGAACUGCCACAUGUAAAUAUUCUCACAAAAAUGGAUCUGCUCAGCAAGAGUGCCCGGAGACAGAUUGAUGACUACCUAGAUCCAGACCCACACGUUUUACUAGCAGACAUGAGAAACGCUAAAUCAAAAUGGCACGAGAAGUAUGCGAAGCUAACAGAAGCUAUCGGAGAAGUAGUGGAGAACUUCAGCCUGGUCCGAUUCUACCCGCUGAACAUAAAGGAUGAGGAAAGCAUUGACAAUAUAAUGCUGACGAUAGACAACAUCAUACAGUAUGGUGAGGAUGCUGAUGUCAAGAUCCGGGACUUUGAUGAAGAGGAUCCUGAUGAUACGAACUGUGAUUAAAGAUUUGUUUUGUUAUA